ACCAAAAAACCCUCUGCUUCUCCACUCCAGUCGAGUUCUUUGCUUGUUCUGGUGUGGGGACAUGGCGUUUCCUAGCUUGUUCUCCUUCGUCACCCUUUUGAUCAUGUUCGGAGUCGCUCAUGGAGGUGAUGGUGGAUGGAUCGACGCACACGCUACCUUCUAUGGAGGUGGUGAUGCUUCUGGGACGAUGGGAGGGGCAUGUGGUUAUGGUAAUCUCUACGACCAAGGGUAUGGCACCGAGAGCGCUGCACUGAGCACGGCUCUGUUCAACAACGGGCAGAGCUGCGGGGCGUGCUUCGAGAUCAAAUGCGCGGGCGGGCAGUGGUGCCUCAAGGGUUCGAUCGUCAUUACCGCCACUAACUUCUGCCCUCCAAACAACGCGCUUCCCAACGACGAUGGAGGGUGGUGCAAUCCGCCCCGGCACCACUUUGAUCUCUCUCAGCCCGUCUUCGAGAAGAUCGCACAGUAUAAAGCAGGCAUCGUCCCAGUCCAAUACAAAAGGGUCCCCUGUGUGAAGAAGGGAGGCAUCAGAUUCACCAUUAAUGGUCACUCCUACUUCAAUCUGGUUCUGAUCACCAACGUCGGGGGUGCGGGAGACGUGGUGGCCGUGUCAGUGAAAGGGUCAAGAACCGGGUGGCAGCCGAUGAGCCGCAACUGGGGCCAAAACUGGCAGAGCAGCAGCAACCUCGACGGCCAGUCCCUCUCUUUCAGCGUCACCACCAGCGACGGCCUCUCCGUCACCUCGAUGGACGUCGGGCCACCGAACUGGAGCUUCGGGCAGACGUAUUUGGGAGGCCAGUUCUGAACGCUUCCAUAACUCCAAACCAGCUCCAGCUUCCUCUUGCUUCCAGUAGCAUGCAGUUCGAUCAAGUCUUAUAGCUAGCAGCACAAAUUGGGUCAUGGGAGGGGCCUCUCUUUUGAAUGGCCCUCGUCAUUGAUGACCUUGCACUUGCUGAUUUCCUCGUUCUCUUUUCUUCGUUUCUUUUUCCUUCUUCGUUUAUUGGCAUUCUCUUCUGCCAUCCGAGCCUCAUUGGAGUGGCAGAAGAGAGCAUCAUCAGAAUGGUGGGGGAGGAGGAAGGCUGAGGUGAACAAAGGAGGAUGAUCACCCGCCCAUGAAUUCUGUCCUUUGUCAUGUAAUAUUCUGUCUCUGUGGAACGGUGAGUG
This is a messenger RNA of Musa acuminata AAA Group (dessert banana), 1164 nucleotides long. RefSeq names its product expansin-A15. The transcript has 3 exons. The coding region runs from base 62 to 805 and encodes 247 amino acids. The record is from RefSeq and is a predicted model, not a curated record. Lineage: Eukaryota; Viridiplantae; Streptophyta; Magnoliopsida; Zingiberales; Musaceae. Gene Ontology annotation, biological process: plant-type cell wall organization. Gene Ontology annotation, cellular component: extracellular region.